AUGCAUGUUCGAAGCAACAUUGAUCAACGACAUUCAUACCAGUUCCAAGAAUAUGGUGAGAGUCAACAUAUUUCAUUCACAUUCACAUCUAAUAAACUUGGUCAAUUCAACGGCACUAUCAUUGUUACUACUACAGGCAAAGGUUCACAGAUCUCAUGGAAUUUCCCUCUUAUUGGAAUUACUACACAGAACUCAGAGAAUUCUACACUAGAACUUCAUGGUAAAGCGAACCAAGUCAUUCGUAAGACUAUUGAUCUUCCUCUUGCAGGUGAAACAAACGAACUGAAAGCGAGUGAUUACCAGAUUUCUAUUGAUUACACUAAUGGCAAUGACUGGAUUUCUAAGUAA
Molecule: messenger RNA, 348 nt
Organism: Trichomonas vaginalis G3
Lineage: Eukaryota; Parabasalia; Trichomonadida; Trichomonadidae
Product: cilia- and flagella-associated protein 47 family
Exons: 1
Coding region: 1-348 (115 amino acids)
Source: RefSeq, a predicted model, not a curated record